This is a messenger RNA of Stereum hirsutum FP-91666 SS1, 3453 nucleotides long. RefSeq lists its product as uncharacterized. The record is from RefSeq and is a predicted model, not a curated record. The coding region runs from base 1 to 3453 and encodes 1150 amino acids. The transcript has 22 exons. NCBI's taxonomy places the organism in Eukaryota, Fungi, Basidiomycota, Agaricomycetes, Russulales, Stereaceae.
AUGGCGCCAGCUGCUGGCGCGUCCAAAAGUACUGAUGCUCAAGAAAUCAAAACCUUGACUCGCGGUCAAAAAGCUGCUCUUACUCGACAGCGGCGCAAGGAAGAACAAGCCGCCGCAGAUGCCAAAAUCAUGGCAACUGUUCUCCCUCCUAGGCAGGCAAGAGCUACUCCUAAGCCGUGGAAAACACCUGCAACACGGGGUGGGAAGCGGAAACGUUCACAAUCACCAUCCAUCAGGGCAGGGCUAGCCCAAGACGAACAGUCCAAGACAGCUGUCAAAAAGCGCCGCGGUGACGCGGGUUCCGGCUCACGAAUGGAUGCCACCCAAGAUCCAGCAGCAGUCCGUCGUCCAGAUCGAAAGGCCCCACGUCGUCCAGUUAUCCCAGACUCGGAGGAGGAUAACUCGGACCAGGAGCCUUCUGCACAAGCGCUUAGCAACGAGAACAACAGGGUCAAACUCCCAGGAAAGACUGAAGGCGGAGAUGCUGUUUCACCAUUCACCACAGACUCGGAAAGUAGCACGGAUCGCUCGAAGGAUAGUGAGGAAGAAUUUGACGACGAAGGGCUGAUUUCGAAGGGAUCCCAGGCUUUAUGGAAGCAGAUGCAACAAUCGACUCCGUUCUUCUGGAAAAAUGGGUGGUCCGACGAGGAUGAUCCAGAGAAUGAAGUAGUCGAUCCUGUGAAACCCCUACCGCCCAUGAACCCUAUAACACCUGUACGACAGUAUCGUUCGGCAUUAUCCCGAUUCCGCCGUCCGGUGCUACCUGAGUCAGACGGUGGAGAUGACGAAGAUGACGAAGAAAACCAAGACAACCAAGACGACACAGAUCAGGAAGAGCCGCAAGUUGAUGGCGAGGGCAUGGACGAUGAUGCGAUGGCAGAAGAGGAGCACGGAGGCAAGAAUGAGGAGAUGGGACGUGAAGAAGAUGAGGUUCACCGUGAUGGACAGUAUGCGGGUCGGCCAGACAAGGGUAAAGGUCGUGAGAUCGUCCACCAUGACGAAUCAUUUCAUGACGACGGUUGGCCAGAACAUCAACAAGAUUAUGAUGACGAUCAUGGCAUGCCCCGUCCGAUGGACGAGGACGAAGAGAUCGCAACUUUUGUUCGUUACGGAGGUGAUCCAAGCCGAUUUACAAGAAAAUCACUCAAAAAUCCGGAAGUUGACAUGUCAGAAGAGUCUGUAUCUCUCCCGCACAAGUCUCGGGAACCUAUUCAACGUGGUGCCACAUCUGUUACCUCAAUUGCUGGUCCAUCCCGACUCCCCACGUCUUCUAACUCUCGCUCCAUCCAGCCGACAAAGUCAAAAUUGCCGGAAAAGUCGAGGACGAUGGUCAAGGGUCAAAAUCGAGGCGAAGAAAUCACGGAGGAUCAAGUGCAUUCGACAGAGCAACGAGCGGACGGUCGCACGGGUCGUAUGAAUCAUGGAGAUGCUGGUCAAGGUGUUCAGCAGGAUUCCAAUGGGUAUAGUGAGAGUAUGGAUGAGGAUGCACCGCUUCGUCGGGUCAAGGGUCAGGAUUAUCGUCGUCGGGAGGAGAACGAGGAGCAGAAUGAGAGUGAAAGACCCGGACUUGGGACCCGUGUGCGCGGACGUCAUCAGAGCAAGGUUAUGGAGGAUAAUCGUGAUGAUGAGGGCAUGAUCGACGGUCGUGCGGGCGGCGAUGAAGCUGCAGAUCGAGAUGAAUAUGGGAAUGGUCUUCGUCAGUACAAAGAGAGGCGCCAUCAGAACAAGGAAGGGCACGAUUCUCGUGGUGAUCAGAGCACGGGCAAUGACCGCAGUGGUGGUUUGAGGAUUGGCCAUCACGGUGGUAGAGACAGUAGCCGUCAGGUUGUGGAUGUGCGAAGUCUUCACCAGGACGAGGAUGAGGAGCGAGGCCUUCGUAGGGGUGGAUGGGGUCAGAGCAGUGGCAAGCGUACCGAGGAUGGUCGGGUGGGUGAGGGUGUGAGGGAUGGUCACAGUCUCAUCAAGAUGAGGCAGGACAACGGAGUCGUUAUGAGGAUGGGCGAGUCCGACACCGUGGCCAGAGUGGUCGAAUCGACCGUGAAGAUGUGGAUGCAAGGAAUAAUCAUCACGGUAAUAGGCAGAGCGGUGGGCGAGAUGGUGCAGAUGUGCAGGAUCAACGUCGAGGGAAGGCUCCACACGAUGGCCAUCGGAAUGGAAAAGGCCCCGUCCAUGAAGAACGAGACAGGCCACUCUGCUAGGACAAAGAAGGAUCCUCGGUCUAGGACGAUCCAUGAAGAGCACAAUCCAGGUUCAAGACCCCAAGAUUCUCGUCGUUCGACGUCAGCAAAUGUCCGAAACCACUCACCGCCACCUACAGCCUUUCAAAGGCAUUCAUCCAAGCACUCUCACGCCGCGGAGCCUCUGCCGUCGAAGCAAAUAGCCAAAAACUACGCUCCGUCUGUGACCAACCCUCGCCAAGCUACCUCACACUCUAGGGGCGAGAGUAUCUCCAUGUCCGAUAUCUCCUCCGAUUCUUCUGAGGCUACCCAGGACAUGGUUCAGGGAUCAAGUGGACAGAUGUGGCCACACUACACCGUCCUUCACUCAUCUCCUCAGGGGAAGAAGAUGGCAAUUCGGAAGCAGACACCCCAUGUCCGUAAGGUUCUACAGAAGGUAAUCACGAUGACGAUGCCCGAGAUCAUGUGCUGGACGACCGCGUAUCCGGGCGUCAAGAUUCCUGGGAUUCAAUCUAUGUCUACUCGCCUGCGCCUUGUUCGCCGCGCUAUUCGCAGAGCCUCUAUCUUCCCCGGUGUUAAUCUGCCUCUCAUCUCUGACCGUGCAGCAGCCGAAGAUGACUAUUGCGAGGCGUUGGCCGAGAUUCCCAUCGCCCGGAUUGGUACAUUCCGCAAGUUCAUCAAGGAUGCUUGUGCGCUAUAUGUGCACCUGUAUGACUUCAAGGACUUAUCGGAGUCGGACAUUGCCCUUCAUGUUCAAGGGCUUAUCGGCACACCGAAUAAGGAGAAGUAUAUAUUUCCACUCGUAGAUGGAGACGAGAACCAUUUCGAUCAGGAUCAACCUUUCUGUGCUCGUCCGCUUAUUGCAGCGGCGAAUCACUGCUUCUUUGGCCCUUACGCGUUCGUGAUCUUUCCGACAGAAUUCUACAAUUCCAGCUAUGACGAAGGACCGGCAUCUCUCGAGCCUGAACUUCCAGCAUCUAUGGUUUGCCUACUUGCAACUGCGAUGCAUAACUGUCUGGACGAGAUGGCCGAUGGAUUCCGUACCUCAAUCAACUUCGACUCUGAUAAGUAUAGCCAGAGGGUGUAUGCUACGCACAUGGCUACGCUCAAGAACAUCAAGUCUAGCUCUCGGGAACGCUACCAUAUGCUGAUGGCCUAUCUCUAUGAGGAGGCACGUGAUUAUUCUCCAUCUUCUAACCCGCAAGGUGGGAAGCCGAAUACAUAUGUGGAUGUAGGCACAGUUGGUACAGGGCUCCAACUUCGCUCACGAAAGUGA